UUCCUUAAAUGUAAUUUAUAACAAUUCAUCCCAAACUGUAAAUCUAACAAUAACCAAUCAGAGCACCCUGGAAUCCGAUGUGAGUGACGGAGUAUCCAAUCGGUGCAUGCGUCUCACGAGCGAGUAAAGAUGGCGGCGGGCUCCGAUUUACUGGAUGAUGUUUUCUUCAACACAGAGGUGGACGAGAAAGUAGUUAGUGAUCUAGUCGGGUCUUUGGAGUCUGAGCUCACGGGAUCGGGUCGUGGAAAGUCUUCAGUUAGGGUCCAGGCUGCAGCAAAUCACAUUGACAUCUCAGCUGUAGGUCGCAAUUCCAAUGUCCAGGACAGCGAAAUGGGACUUUCACAAGAGCUUGCUAAACCAGGGACUGGCGUGCCAGGGGGGGUCAUUAAUAGUAGGAGGUCCCAGGGUUCAACCAUAUAUGCUGCGGUCGGGACAACGGCGGUGGGAUCGAGCAUGACAGCCGGGCACAGUCCGAGCAAGACUGGGGCAGUCAGUGGUGUGAUAACGGAGGUUCCCGAUCACGGAGCUGGGAUCAGAAAAACUGGGGCGGCUGGUGUACAAACUUUAAAUGGAAGGAGCGUUGUGAUAAACUCUCAUAAUUCAGGAAGUGUUGCCGCUUUGGUGAGCUCGGCAAGCAGCACAGUGCCCGCCGUCGCGGUUGUCAACAACGGACCGAGCUCCGUAGUCAAAGGAAACGUAGUCUUACCCUCAACUUCCAGCACAGUCAUUCAAACACCUCUUAUGCACAAUGCUGUCACUUCAACUGUGAUAUCGUCUCAGCUGUCUGUUCUAAACAGUGUGCCCACUGUCACGCUCGUGAGGCCGCCUAUGCAACCCCUCGGAACAGUCACCGCGCAGAGCGGGAGUAAUAAUACGGUUCUGAUACGAUCUGUCAACGUUGCCCACCCUGCAAGUUCAGAAGCGCAAAUCAACACAUUGGAGUCUCCAAAAACGACCACACAAACGACUUCAGAAGUGACCGGCCCCAGUGUUGUAGGUAAAAGCCUGGUUUUACAAAAUGUGAGGACCUCCAUCCCAUCGACUAUUGCAGCCUGUCCUGGUGGGAUAAAGGCGAUCGCGCCACAGGUGUUCUCCCCGAGACUUCCGCAACCCCAACAAAAUGCUUCAAACAUCCAAAACAUUCAGCUCCCUCCAGGCAUGGUGCUGGUACGCAGUGAAAGUGGGCAGCUUCUGAUGAUCCACCAGCAGACCCUGGCCCAGAUGCAAUCCCAGUCCCAGAGCGCCAUGACCCCACGGGCAGCCACCCCCACCAGCACUCCCCCUGUCCAGAUCACUUCUGUACAGGCUCCAGGGACGCCCAUGAUGUCCCGUCAGGUGACCCCCACCACCACCAUCACUAAGCAGGGCUCCACGACCCAGACCACCGUCCAGGCCACCACCACCCUCCAGAGGCCUCCUGUACUACAACAGAACACCAUUAUGCUGGGUGGAGCGGCCGCCACCUCAGGUCAGGCUCCAGUGCAGCCUUGCUCGGCAGCAGUCACCCAGAGAGCAGGGACCCCUGGGACACCAGGCGCCCCCACGGUCGUUUCUACCACGGAGAUCCUGGAGAAUGUGAAGAAGUGUAAGAACUUCCUGUCCACGCUGAUCAAACUGGCAUCCAGCGGGAAGCAGUCGUCUGAGACCACAGCCAACGUCAAGGAGUUAGUCAAGAGCCUGCUGGAGAGUAAGAUCGAAGCGGAGGACUUCACCAGUCGGUUAUACCGGGAGCUCAACUCCUCUCCUCAGCCAUAUCUCGUGCCUUUCCUCAAGAGGAGUCUUCCUGCACUGCGUCAAAUGACCCCAGACUCGGCAGCCUUCAUCCAGCAGAGCCAGCUGCCUCACACUGGCGCCCAGCCUUCCGCCCCCUCCAAGGCCUUGACUGCUGCGGUGCUGGGGGGCACGUCCACGGCACAGAACUCCCGUCUCAACAGUAGUAGCCCUGGGGCCAAGGGGACCAUGCACCAGUUUCCUGUUAUCAGCCUGGCCCAGACACCUCAUAGCAAGCCUGGCCUGAUGGUGCCUCAGCAGCAGGGGGCAAUGGGGAGGCCUCAGGUGACUCUGGCCCAGUCACCCAUGGUUACUCUCCGAGGCCAGCCCCACAGUCACAUCAUCAUGGGGCAACCGCAGGUGGUCAGACAGCUUCAGACAGUUCCUGUAGUGAAGCAGGCUCUAGCACCAGGAGCCAAAGUAACAAUGGGGCCCCAGUCUAUGCUCUCUGUAGUACUGAAGAACAGGCAGAAGGAGGCAGGCGGAGGAACCUUCAAGGAUGAUGAUGAUAUAAAUGACGUGGCCUCUAUGGCUGGAGUCAACCUAUCAGAGGAGAGUGCCCGCAUUCUGGCAACCAACUCUGAGCUGGUCGGCAUGGUGACUCGCUCUUGUAAAGACGAGGCCUUCCUCUACACCUCCUCACUAACCCAGAGAGUACAUGAGAUAGGCGGGAGGUUAGGGGUGACUAACCUGGGGCCGGAGGUGAUCAGCUACGUGUCCCAUGCAACACAGCAUCGGCUGCAGAACCUGCUGGAGAAAUUGACGGUGGUGGCGCAGCAGAAAAGCAUCACCUUCAAGGAGGAUGAUAAGUGUGAACAGGUGAGUGACGUGCGAGCACAGCUGAAGUUCUUUGAGCAGCUGGAUCAGAUGGAGAAACAGAGGAAGGAGGAGCAGGAGAGAGAGAUCCUGAUGAAGGCAGCUAAGUCUCGAUCACGACAAGAGGACCCAGAGCAGCUUCGGCUCAAACAGAAGGCUAAAGAGAUGCAGCAGCAGGAACUGAAUCAGAUCAGGCAGAAGGAGGCCAACAUGACGGCCCUGGCAGCCAUCGGCCCCAGGAAGAAAAGGAAAAUGAACUCCCCUGUCAGCGGAACCGGGGCUGAGGACUUGUGCUCUGGUCCCUCUCCGUCAGGUGGGUACAGUAGCGGAGGCUCCAGGCCUCAGCGCCAGCGCAUCACCCGGGUUAACCUCAGGGACCUGCUCUUCUGUCUGGAAAAUGAGAGGGAGACCAGCUGCUCACACCUGCUCUAUAAAGGCCUCCUCAAAUAACACAGGGAGACCGGACAUGCCCAAUAAAGCUUUUCUAAGGGACAAGAAAUGAAUGAGACUAACCAGCCACUCCCUAUAGCACCUCCCUAACAGACAGAGACCAGCCACUCCCUAUAGCACCUCCCUAACAGACAGAGACCAGCCACUCCCUAUAGCACCUCCCUAACAGACAGAGAUCAGCCACUCCCUAUAGCACCUCCCUAACAGACAGAGACCAGCCACUCCCUAUAGCACCUCCCUAACAGACAGAGACCAGUCACUCCCUAUAGCACCUCCCCUAGAGACUAGAACAACCAAUAGCACCUCCCUCAAAGGGCAAAAUAGACCAGCUACCCUUGAUGGUACCGUCUCUUCUUCUGUACUCUCCUAGAAUCAUGACCUCUUAGACUAGAGGAGAGACCAAUGACACCUGGAAAAUGAAUCAUCAGCUGAACCCUACACUCCCUCCUCAAGAGAGACCAGGCUGUUGCAGCUGUGAAACAAUGAGUUGUUGGGACUGACCUAUCAGACUAGCUCUUCUGGCCUUCUUCAUGAUUGCCUGAUCCCUCCUGAUGACCCAGUUGGACAUGACUUCAACAAGGUCACCAGGAGAGAUCUGCCAAUAAAGUUGGAAGUCCCACCUAGUUGACCACAUUAAAAUGGUGGAUGCCCCCAAUGGCGCUGCCUAUGCUAAUAUGGCCUUUUGUCCACUAGAGGCCUCAAUCAUUCUCCAUGUUAGAGACCUGCUACUGGCAACCAGGUCCCCUCCCAUACACUCCCCUAGAGGGGAAAUGCUCUUAUUUGUGAGGUCUCCUUUCGGUCUGGAAAUAUCCUCAUGUUUUGCAGUAGGGACAUGCAUUAGCUUUUCCAUCCUUUAACCUCAUGCAAUAUAUGAUUAGACGUUCUUUAGAAAGAUCCCCAGCUAGGGGACUUUUUAACACGUUUAACCAACAAAUGUAUAAACCUGCAGGAGUAACGUCAAAUACCUGACGAUACAGAGACUCUGUGCAUUUUGUUGAGGAGACGUUUUAUUUUUCCUAUUUUCUAGUCAUUCAUUCUAGUGCCCUUUUACUGACUGAGGAUCAUUUUAAUUUGACUGGUAUUACUCUUCCAUGGAGCUGCCUUGCAGCCAUAAUAAGCCAUAUUAAUCAUACAUCUCUAACUCUCCACCUCUGAUGACAGAACUCCUUCUCAAUCAGUCAAUUUUCCACAGAGAUUUCUGCUUUAGCAUCUCUUCCCAGGUGCUUGUGUGUUGGACUUUGUUUUUAAUCACUUAUAAUGAUUAUUUAUUUUGUCAGCAUGUCUGUUGAUAACAUUUUGUACAUGUAUAUGCAUACAUGAAAACACACACACAUCCUAUGGAAGCAGUCGGUAAAUUGUAGGUUUUUAUCAGUAGACCGUGUGAAGAAAUUGAUAUACAAUAUAUAUAUAUAUAUAUAUUUUCAGAGGAGUAAUGUAAAACAAUUUACAUUAAUUAAUUGAUGCAACAAUGAAAAGUGAGACUGAUGCAAAGUUGGCAAUAGAUAGCGUUUAUGAUUGAAUGGAGGCCAUUGCUAGCUGCCAUGGUGAUGUGGGAUGGAAUGCAGAAUAUGGUAUAUAGAAUGCACCCCCGAACGAUCUGUUUUUUUAAUCAAGCAGUCGGUCAGAAGCAUACACCCACUUUAUGUAUAUUCUUUAUAUUUCUUAGCGCACAUACUAAUCGGUUGGUUGUUAAGCUUUUGGAUGGUAUUGAUGAAACCUUUCAGACUGUACUUUUCAAUACCGUAGCCCCUAGCAGCUGUUACGCAUCUGUCCCUUAUCCAUGUUCUAUCAGAGAACUGUUUUUAGUGAAAAACCUGAAGCAGAUUACUUCUUAUUAAUAUCUUGUACAUUUUGCACAGCCACUUGUUAAUAUGUAAAUAUUCUAAGUGAAAUAAUGUUUUUUAAUUGCAAUUGUUUUAUAGAUGAUUACGAGAGAAUGCUCUCCUUCAUUAAAAGAAUGAAAAAUAGUACAACAA
Molecule: messenger RNA, 5012 nt
Organism: Oncorhynchus kisutch (coho salmon)
Lineage: Eukaryota; Metazoa; Chordata; Actinopteri; Salmoniformes; Salmonidae
Product: transcription initiation factor TFIID subunit 4
Exons: 16
Coding region: 130-3036 (968 amino acids)
Biological process (GO): DNA-templated transcription; transcription initiation at RNA polymerase II promoter
Cellular component (GO): transcription factor TFIID complex
Molecular function (GO): RNA polymerase II general transcription initiation factor activity; protein heterodimerization activity; DNA binding
Source: RefSeq, a predicted model, not a curated record